GAAAGGACGCCCAGACACGGAAAAUAAACAGCAUGUGUAAAGGUAUGGACUUCUCCCGAGUCGGCUCUCUGCCCCUCCGGUGGCAGUGUAAUGGUACGCUACGUGUCCAGACCUCGCUUCGCACAGGUAGGCACCUGACACUGCAACAACACGGUACAGAAAGUGGCCCCAACUUUAACCUCAGGCGUGACGUCAAAUCCUUAGGAUGACGGGAGCGGGGUGGGGUGGGGUGGGGUGGGAUGGCAAGUUCCGAAGCCUCCAGCCGAAACCGCGGGCCCGGUGCUCGCCAGGCAGGCCUGGGAGUCCAGGGCGCCCCGACGCUGAUUGGUUUUCUGUUUUUUGUUUGUUUGUUUUCAGGGGCGCCUCUUCUCGGUGGCGGAGGGGCAGGUGGGAGGCGAGAGCGCGUCUCCUUGGCAGGGUGCGGCCGGGUGCCCCCGGCGUGGGGACCGAGGUGUGUCGCGGGACAGCGACCAGGGGGCGACUGUGCGGGCUACUACCCGGCGCCCACCGCGCCCUCCCCGCGGGGCUACUUUGUUCCUCGGGUGUCGCGAGCAAGUCGGGUCGGCCGGGUGGGGCUCUGCGCCGGCCGCACCCUUCCCGCCCCUCCGCUGACCCGGAGGCCCCCGCCGCGCCGGCAGGAGGCUGGGGCGGGUCUGCGCUCCAGGCCGCCUGCCUCGGUCCGCGUCUCCGCGCCUCCGGCCGCUCGUCUCGGUGGGGCCAGGGAUGCGCCCGGACGCUGCCCCGUUGGGGACGUCCAGCCGGGCGCAGGCGUGCUCACAGCCGCAGGAGGGUUGGAGCCUGGAGUUUGACGGGGCCGGGUUGUUGGGGGUUUUACACGUCCCACACCCCGCACACCCAGGACGCUUGGCUCGGCGCCCGGGGCCGGGAGGAAGACGACCCUCAGUUUAGCCUCGAGGAACGCACCGUUGGGGGCGGGGGCGGGGGAGAGAGGGCAGCCUGGAGUUGCACGGAGCGCGCGCCCGGCUCUAAGAAGGCGGUGGUGGCGGCGCGCCGAGCGCGGCAUGGGGGACGAGCUGGAGCCGGCGGGAGGGGCAGUGAGGCGACGCAGGGGCGGGCACGCGUGGCGGGGUGCAGUAAUGGGGACCUGGUGCGCGCAGUGCCCCGAGGGCUGUCGCGUGGAGGAACAGCAGGCACCGCUCGAAUUUUGGAAAUCAAGGUGAACCUGGGAAUUCAGGGACGCGCAGGUGCUGUGCCGUCUCCCACCCUGCUCUGCCUGCUCAAGUAUUCCAGAGCUCUGCUGGGGACAUAAUGGUCACAAUCCUUAAUGCUUACGGCGACGCUGCGAGGGAGGGACUACUUAUCUCCGUGUUACGAACUAGGAGUCCGAAACUCCGUCCAAGGUGUGAUCCAAGGUCACACAGCAAGUAAUUAGCGGAGGGAGGAUUUGAACCUGGCCCUCUGCAACUCCCCGCCUGCGUCCAUUAACCUUCCUGGGACCCUGUGGGGCUCACCUCCGUCGGUGAGCAGCUCGCGAGGCCCGGCUCCGCAGUGACCUUCACCAUGACGGCGUGGGGGGCUUGGCUCGGGUUUUGCUUCAGGGAAAUGGAGCUGGCGCUCCCACCUCCCCGCGGGGGGAGAGGAGUAGGGCGGGCAAAUCAUUUUACAGAACAGUGUUUCCCUAACUGCAGGCACAACCACUAGUGGGUCACAAAAUCUAUCUUUUAAAGAAAGACCAACAUUAAAAAAUAACGGCUUCCUUGCACAAGGCAAGGGUAGGUUUUGUGUGGGAAACACUUCUUCAGACGUGUGUCCUGAGUUGUAAUCUGAAUUGUGUUCUGGCCAUGCUCUGAGGGUGGCAUAGAACAGGCCCUGGGGCUGAGGCCGGGAGGCUGGCCCCUCCAUUCUGUCCUCAGGGCCCAGCGCUGCCCAACUUGGAAGCUGAUGAAACCUGGCCUGGAGGCUGGUGUGAAUGCACCUGGCCCCUGGGGGGGGGGGAAGAGGCCUCCUUGCUCCUACAUCCCUGUCAUCUAGAGGAGGCCUGUGCCCUGGGGGUGGAAUGCAGUGACUGGACUGGACUUCCUGGUCCUCCAAGCUGGCCUCUGGCAGCAGAAGUCCCACGUGAACAUUUAUUGGUUUGAGCUUCAGUUGUUGGUUUCUUGGUUCCACCACACCCCAACUCCACGCAUUCAUUCAUCCACCCAUUCAUUUAGCUUAUUUGUGGGCCUUUGUUGGAGCUAUCUUCCCCUUGUCCACCCACCGACCCCAGACAGCCUUCAAAAAUGUCAGAGGUGCCUGCCCUGGGAAGCAUUCCCUGACACUGAUGCUGAAAACUUGUGCACCAGUGCCGAAUGGAAUCUCGGAGACAGAGUUUUGAGUGAAGUAGAAAAGAACAGCUUUAUUGCUUUGCCAGGCAAAGGGGGACACAGCAGGCUCGUGCCUUGAAAACUGUGUGUCCCAAUCCGGGAGGAUUUGGUGAGGAGUUUUAUAGCAGUGGUUCAAGGGUGGGGUUGCUGAUAAGAUUAGGGUGUGUGCAGGGCCUGCACUCCUUUAACCUGGUCUCAGGUAAUCUCCUGGUUCCUUUAAUCUGGCCUCAGGGUGUCUUCUCUGGAAUGAAGAAUGCUAACAUCUUCCAUUUGUUAGGGCUUUUAGUUCUGUAAAGAACUCAAAGAUAUUGUUAUGUGUAUCCCUUGAGGCAGAACCAGGACCUGCCCCAAGGCUGCACUAUUGUUUCUUGGCCACUCCUCCCUUGUCUCUGCGUCCCCUCCCCUCUCUGAUUAGCAGCUGUUCGAAUCUGCCCUUUGGAACUCAGGGAAGGUCAUGGAGGCUGGAGUCUGUUCCCUACAAACAAGAAAUGGGGGACAGAAAGGCUUCUGUGCCCAGGAGCCCCACAGGGUCCUGCUCAGUUUCAACACCUGCAUGCUGUGGCUCCCUCCCCUUAGCUCCCGUAGAAUCUGGUACCAAGGGCUCUUCAUUGUGGUUCUUUUCCCAUAGAACUGCUUGUUUAUCCUCCACCAAACUUACCUGGCAACAAUUGGACUUCCCUAAUCUGCCCAACCUAUUUCCCACCCCAAGUCUCCAGGCUGCCUCCAGAGCUAUUGCAAAGGCUGGGCUGUCACCUGGUCCCCUUCCUUCCCUCCCUCCCCAUCAUCCUCUCUGAGUUUUCCUUUUCCUAUAGAGCCAGAGCACCUGCUUAGAAAUGGCAACAGCCUUCCUUGGCAGGCAGCUCUGCCCAGCUCUCUUAGGCUGCGGGUUUGGCUAGGUCGGAGUGCUGGGCCCCGAGGAAGGGGCUGCUGGGACUGGCUCUGACACUCUGCCCACGGCGCCAGGGCUUAACAGCUGUCCUGCCAGGCCUGAAGGGUAUCCGGGCUCUCCUGUGGAUGCUGGGCUGCCUGCUGGGCCCGCCUUUGUCUUGUCCUUCUGCAAUCUGGACUCAGGCCCCAACUCACAGUGUGAAGCUGCCCUUAUGGGUCUGGCCAGAUGCCGGGUACUGGGGAGAGGCCUGCCCUGCCCUUGCGAUGCCCAUAUACCCAGGGUGGAGGCAGCUACAGCUGUGCAGAGACAAGCCCUGUGCCAAGGGCUACAAUGGGAGCCCCAGGCAGGAGGCCCCAUUGCACCUGGUGAGCAGAAAGACUUCCCAGGAGAGCCAGCCCCAGGCUCACUAGCCUCCCUCCAGCUCGGUGUUAUCUCAGGAACAAGGAAUGCUGGCAGCCACGGGAGCUCACAGCAGCCUUCAGAUGCCACAACUUUCUCAUCCUGUGCUCCCCAGACUGUCUCCAGGCUUUUCUGAGUUUAUAUAAUGUUUGCCUCACUUAUUUUUUGCGCAUUUCCAGCCAAAUAAACAAAAGCUCCAGAACAUUUCAUCAGCAAGGCUGAACCGCUUGAUUGAGGUCCUUGAUCAGAUUUCUUGAACUCUGCAGUAGGCUUGUAGGGUUCGAGUUACGGUCUAGUCCAAGGUGGCUGGUGUCCAUCAUCAUCUUCGGCACUUCUAGUUCAAUGCUUUCAUCCGCUGCUAACUUGUACUGCAGGUUAUUUGAUCCCUCUUCCUCUCCUCGGCUUUACUCUACCGUUUCCUGGUUAGAACAAUGGCUUGCUGAAAGAAACAUCUGCUUGCCACCCCUGAAACCUGGAUGGUGACUUUCAGGGAGGCUGCAUAAUGGUCCAGUCAGACCUGGGUUCCCAUUCUGACUCUACCACUUACUGAUUGUAACCUUGGGCAAAUUCCUGAAUUGCUCCAUGCCCUAGUUUUCAGGUACAAAAUGGGCCUCAACAGUAUUUCCCUUGGGACUUCCCUGGUGGUGCAGUGGUUAAGAAUCCGCCUGCCAAUGCAGGGGACACGGGUUCAAGCCCUGGUCCGGGAAGAUCCCACGUGCCGUGGAGCAACUAAGCCCGUGCGCCACAGCUACUGAGCCUGUGCUCUAGAGCCCGUGAGCCACAACUA
This is a messenger RNA of Orcinus orca (killer whale), 4399 nucleotides long. RefSeq lists its product as uncharacterized. NCBI's taxonomy places the organism in Eukaryota, Metazoa, Chordata, Mammalia, Artiodactyla, Delphinidae. The coding region runs from base 206 to 1270 and encodes 354 amino acids. The record is from RefSeq and is a predicted model, not a curated record. The transcript has 2 exons.